This is a messenger RNA of Notolabrus celidotus (New Zealand spotty), 2361 nucleotides long. Its product is annotated as cell cycle control protein 50A-like. NCBI's taxonomy places the organism in Eukaryota, Metazoa, Chordata, Actinopteri, Labriformes, Labridae. Gene Ontology annotation, biological process: phospholipid translocation. The record is from RefSeq and is a predicted model, not a curated record. Gene Ontology annotation, cellular component: endoplasmic reticulum; Golgi apparatus; plasma membrane. The transcript is spliced from 7 exons. The coding region runs from base 265 to 1380 and encodes 371 amino acids.
ACGUAACUGCUACGUUUCAUCGUGCUAUUGGCUCAGGCACUUCCGGCUUCUUCUUCUUGGACGAGAUUAACGAAACAGACAAAAUACUACUCGAAUACAAUGAGUAAGAUACAAUAUUUGGACUGGAUAUAGAGUAAAUGUCACUCCAUACCCUCCGUAACAACAUCCCUUAAGGUUUCGUCGCUUGUUUAUCGUGUGGGAUUAAAAAGAGCUUGUCGGCUGACAACUACAGUAGAUUAGUUUAGCUCGAAGCGGAUUGCAGCCAUGAUGGCGUCAAGCUACAACGCUAAGGAAGAGGACGGACACCACUCGGGAGCUGCGAACCAUGGAGGUGCAGGGGCUGUGAAAAGUAAAAAGCCUGAUAACACAGCCUUCAAACAACAAAGACUACCGGCAUGGCAGCCUAUUCUGACAGCAGGCACUGUGCUGCCCGCUUUCUUCGUAAUCGGUCUCAUCUUCAUCCCCAUCGGCAUCGGCCUGUAUGUCUCAUCAAACAACAUCAAAGAGUUCGAGAUCGAUUACACUGGUGUUGACAUUUCCAGUCCAUGCCACACCUGUGCGAAGAACGUCAGCUGGAACAGCACAACACCGUGUCUGUGUUCUGUGCAUUUCACAUUGAAGCAGCCAUUUGAGAGCAACGUCUUCAUGUACUACGGCUUAUCCAACUUCUAUCAGAACCACAGGCGCUACGUGAAGUCCAGAGAUGACAGUCAGCUGAAUGGUGACCGCUCUGCUUUGAUGAGCCCCAGCAAGGAAUGUGAACCUUAUCGUACAAGUGAGGGACAACCAAUAGCUCCUUGUGGAGCCAUAGCAAACAGCCUUUUUAACGACACUCUGGAGCUGUAUCAUAUUGAUUCGAAUGGCACCAGAAAUACAAUUCCUCUAGUUAAGAAAGGCAUUGCAUGGUGGACAGACAAACACGUAAAGUUCAGAAAUCCCGGUGGAAACAACAACAAUCUCACUUUAGCGUUCCAAGGGACAUCUAAGCCAGUGAAUUGGAGGAAGCCAGUGUACGAGCUAGACCCAUUAGAUGAUGAGAACAACGGCUUUACCAAUGAGGACUUCAUCGUGUGGAUGCGUACGGCUGCUUUGCCCACCUUUCGCAAGCUCUAUCGCAUCAUCCAGAAGAAAUCCAGCUCAACUCCCACUCUACCCAGCGGUCAAUACGUCUUGGACAUCAAUUACAAUUACCCCGUGCUCAGUUUUGAUGGCCGUAAGAGGAUGAUCCUGAGCACAAUCUCCUGGAUGGGAGGGAAGAACCCCUUCCUUGGCAUUGCCUACAUCACUGUUGGCUCCAUCUGCUUCUUCCUGGGUGUGGUGCUGCUCAUCAUCCACCACAAAUAUGACACCCGCAACAACAGUGCCGAUAUUCCAAACUAAACUGUUCCUGUGUUGCAUUUUCCUGCCUCUGCAUGCAUGGGUGACCCGAAGAGGUCCGUUGUGGACUGCUUGUUGAUUUCAGCGUGAAUACACUGGUCUCUGUCAUUGUUUGUGGUGUGUUACUGUAAGGAUGGCAGUUUCUCAUCAAAAGCUGAGUUUAUGUGUAGGACAACAAAAGAAGGUUGUUUUAAGUGUCUGUGUGCAUACAGCUUCAAGUCAGCUGCUAAGAAUGUCAUUUCCUGACUUCAGAUGAACGUUUUUAUUUUCUAUUUAUCUAUACAUCACAGAAGUAUCUCUUUUAUUUUAGCAGUGCUUUGCAAAUGCUUGAUUAUUGAAGGAUGUACGUAUUUUUAACGCAAGUUUUUGUCCCAGUUGUGUACUGUAAUAUAUCCUGCUGAAGAAUGUACCAUCAUACUCCAUUGACAUACCUCUCUGGUCUUUGAGAUUAUCCUGAAAGUAGUAUGGGAUAAUCAUUGCACGUGUGCUGUUUAUUAUGGUAAGCAUUGGUGUUUAAAAUGAAGCAUUUUAUCCUUGGAGAGUAAUAGAAUACUCAUGACAAGUAGUACUAAAAGUAAGGUUACCUACCCUCUGAUAUGACUGGUUGUAUAAAUUGAUUGUGCCAGUCACAAGGCAUCUUUAGAUAAUGAUAGUGUAAGACUUAUUAAUCAUAAAAUCAUGUACCAUUAUAUCCAAUACUCUUGAUUCUUAGACUCUGGGCAACAUCUCAGGCAGAUCUGAGCACAAAUAUUUAUUUUGUUAUAACAGUUUGACCUGUAUGUGAUUAAGUUAAAUACAUUCUUCAAUGUUGACCAAAUAAUAUGCACUUUAAAAGUGUCACAUUUGUUAGUUUUUCCCCUUUGUUUCACUUCAUCCUCUGUUAUAAUGACUUCUUAAUUAAUUUAAAAUAAGUUAAUUGUUGAGAUUGGAGAUUUCUGGGUUUUUUAAAGUUUGUAGGGUCCAAUAAACAACUUGUUGAAUGUA